Messenger RNA from Macrosteles quadrilineatus (aster leafhopper), 4052 nucleotides. Its product is annotated as signal transducer and activator of transcription B-like. The record is from RefSeq and is a predicted model, not a curated record. Bases 120 to 3272 code for a protein of 1050 amino acids. The transcript is spliced from 18 exons. NCBI's taxonomy places the organism in Eukaryota, Metazoa, Arthropoda, Insecta, Hemiptera, Cicadellidae.
AGGUACUGUGUGUAGGACUAGCGUGUAAGUAAGUAAAAGUGACGAUUCAAUUGUAACAGGAAACAGGGCAGAGCUUAAAGAAAACGAACUGGAUAGUAGAGAUACAAAUUCGUAUCAUCAUGUCGUCUUUCACAUUCAAAGAUUCGAGUAGGGCUGGAACGACCUCAAAUAGGCCUCCUAGAGGGCUAGGUGCCGGUAAUGAAGGCGGACCUAACCAACGAAGGCCAAGGGGUAGGCCAAACUACAACUAUAGGCAGAGUGAUGAAAUUAUGGAAACUGAUAAUUCAGUGACAAACAUACACUCAACAAAUAUGACAGAAAAUCGUUACCCAAGAGUUAGUACUUUAAGAGGUGGGCCAUAUUUGAGAGCUAUGGACAACGCUUUAAGGUUUUGGCAAAGACCUGGGUCAACUGAGAUUUUAAGGAAAGAGCUUUUAGGAACAUUCACAAAUAUGCUGCCGCCUCUCUCUUUUUUAGAAUCUGAAGCAGUCUGUGAUGAAGGUAAAAAAUCAAACACUGAAUGUAAGCCAAUGCGCACUAUGAACGAUUGGUCACUAAUACCUCGUAAUUCUACACUUCAGACAACAGAUUUCUCACAUGAAAUGGACUCUGAAAAUUCAACCAAUAGUGUUGACUUCAGAAAGAGAAAAUCGCCAAAUAAUGCAAAAGCAAGUUAUAAAAGAGAGAAUGAUAAUGUAAAAGGAAAUGAUUAUGUUAACACGAAUAACAAUAUGUCAGAAAAAACUGAUAACAGACCUGUUGGGUACCCAAGUUCCAAUAUUGAGUUACGGUCAAGAAUGAAUGCUUUAAAAUCCAAAGCAUCUCUAAAGGUAAUGAGAAAAGUCACUAAGGAAAGUUAUGAAAGAGAGAAUGAUUAUGUAAAAGGAAAUGAUUAUGUUAACACGAAUAACAAUAUGUCAGAAAAAACUGAAAACAGACCUGUGAGGAAACCAAGUUCCAAUAUUGAGUCACUGUCAAAAAUGGAUGCUUUAAAAUCCAAAGCAUCUCCAAAGGUAAUGAGAAAAGUCACUAAGGAAGAAAGAAUCACUAUAAUGAACCAACAUGGUUUUGACACAAAUGUUUUAAAUCGACCAAGUUCUUCCAACGGUGGAAUAUCCCAUAGAGCAACGCCUCGCAUUAGGCAUAACCUAACUGAACUAAACGAGGAUCUUUCUGUAGGUAGUUCUGAACAUAAUCAUGGUGACUAUGUGAAGCGUGAAAAUGUUAAAUCAAAAAAUGCACUACUUAAGGAGACGGGCUUUACAGGUGGGAAACAGCUCAACAUCAACCGCCCUGUAAGAGAUUCUAAUGAACGAGUCCCUACUCGCGCUGAAGCGUUGAAUAGAAUCGAAGAGCGGUAUGAAGUUGAAAGAGCCAUACACGAAGAAAAGAAGAGAGAGAAAGAGGCAAAGAAAAGAGAAGAGUAUUUGGCCAGAUAUAAACACGUUGAUCAGGGUCACCGUUUGAGCGAUGAUCUGUUAGAUGAAGCCGCAGGUUAUGCUGUGGAUUAUAAGCCAAAGGAAUCUCUGGAAGAGGUUCGGAAGCGACAACAAAAGCACUUCAACAACAUCGCUUUAGUUUUUCAAGAGGAACAAAGAAAGAUAGCAGAGAAACAAAAACUGUUGGAUGCUGAAAAGGCGUUAAAAAAGCUGGAAGAAUAUUCACAGAAUAUCGACGUUGGCUAUAGGCUCGGUCGGGGGGAUGGCAACAGACCAGCUCCCAAUUACUUAACUGCUGAGACUUCAAAAAAUGAGCAUGCAAAACCAAAAGAGAGAGUGGGAACCAAUUCUCCAUCUUCCAAGCAGCAGCAGAAAAACAACCUAACUGAAAAUAAACUUCCUGAAUCGGUGUUUCAAAGAGAGCCAAAUGAACAAAAACACAACAUGACCCAAGAGCAUCUGGAUCAAAAUAGCCACUGUCUGGAAAAGAGUGUUAAGAAAUCGGAAAACAAUAACAUACCAGUACAUCAGGAAACUGGCUUUGAAGUAGACAAAGACAAUAAUUUAGCUGUGGGUUACAACCCAAAUGAGACUUUUGAAGAGGUACUGAAGCGACAGCAUGAACAACUCAAAAACUUUGCAAGAAAGGGAAGAGAGAGUUGUAAUCUAGAAGAGAAGGGAGUGGAAAAUUUGGAAAAUAAUAUAGAUUGUGAAAUUGGCUUUGAACUAGACCCAGACGAUAAUUCAGAUGAACAAAGGUGUGUAAGGCAGGUAUUGGAGGUCUUGGAUGACGACGAGGACGUCCCGAAUAAUGAGAGACCGGAUCUUCAAGCUCCCAUAAGCCCCGAGUUGAUGCUAGAAGGUGAAACGGAAGAAGAAUUUCUUCAAAGGCAAGAAGAGCAGUUGAUUAUUGAAGCAAUGUUACUAAGUCAAAUAGAGUUUGAAACAAAACAGAAAGAGAAAUUGCAAAAGAAUUCAGCUCCAAGUACCCCUGGCCAGGGAAUUAAAAAGGAAGAGAAAAGAGAAUGCACCGGAUGUAUUAAAGUGAGAGAAGCCAGAGCCAAAGAUCUCCAGACAAUCGUAUCAGAAGAGAAGAUUCAGAAUUUCGGACCAGCAACGAGACAACCAGGAGCAGACACGACAAAGGGAGCAAUUCCUAAAAAUAAGGUUACAACAUUUCCUAAUGUAACCGAAAAGAAUGAAAAUGAUACAAAAAUACACAAUGAAAAUGAAAAGAGUGUGAAUGAUGGAGCUGUUCAAAACAGAGAUUCUGUGCGGGAAGCUCACCGUCAGUUGAAUAUGAGUAAACUGCUGGACAAAAUUGAGGAAAGCGCUUCCACAAAUAAUGUGUCUCAGGCAAAUACUGUACCUCAACAAAUACCUGGGGAGAGCUCAAAACCUUCUGGUGUAGAACCUGCAAGCUGUGUUUUGAGAAAUAAAAAUGGAGCUGUGUUAGUAUUGCGUCCUACGCCGCAACAGCUCAACCAAGCUUUGGCUCAGAAACUUGAAGUGCAAGAGGAGAUGGACAAGCAAGGUUCAUCCAUUCACUACAAACCAACACCUGAACAGGUGCCACUUUAUUACAACAACCGAUUUGACAUCAACCAACGUUGUGAUGUUGCUAAUCAAACUAGUGCUGUACCAAAGAAUGAUUCACGUUUAGCCGAUGUGCCUGCGACUGUGAAAUCUGCUGGUGCUCCGUCCAACGGAGAAAACAUUAAGGAAGAUACUCCUUAUGAUCAUCAGGCCGAGUUGAGAGCUGCGAGACUGAGAUUCCAAAAGAAGUACGAGGAAACCCUCAAGAAGUUACAGGGAGAAAAAAAUAACCAAUAAAACUUAACCAUGAGACUGAUUUGAGUGCCUUUAAAAAUAACAUAGAAUAAACGGGGAAAACAGGACCUGAAAUAUGACUUCCUGAAAUUUAGACAUCCUUAGUGUGGAUACUUUUAUGUAUUUAAAAGGCAAUAGGUUACAUAAAGUUACACCAAAUAAAGUUACAUUUUCAAAGUGUUUUACGGAGAGAAGAAUAUUUUGUUUUCUUUAUUUUUUGUUAGUUAGUUUUUAUCAUUAUGAUAUCUGCAUAAGGUGCUGUUUUUAUAUCUAUCUAUUAUGUCUAGUCUUAAUACCAACAUACUUAUAGUGCUUAUGGUUUAUUUUACUUUCACAGUGUUUUGAAUAAUAUAUUCUUAAUGUCAUUGUUAUGAAUAAAUUGGAGUUUGGAAGUAAAACGUCAUAGUUUGAACAAUGGCAAAUUAUUGAAAGUGGCUUUAGAAUAAAUUAAUAACAGUUUUUGUUGUUUGGCAAAUUGGCAUGUAAAAUGCUACUAUUGCUCAGUUCAAUUUAAUUAGCAACAAAAUAACAUUCCUUCUUAAAAGAAGAACUGUGAAAUGUUUGUUGAGUCAAAUAAUGGCUUCCCUCGAAGAUACAUUAGACCUUUUGUGUGUUUUUCUCAAGUGCCAUCAUUUCAAGUCUAUUAGAUGAUAUGUUUUGAUAGAAACAUUAUAUUACAUGAUGAGCUGUCAUUAACUCUGUAACUAGAAAUUACUGACAUUAACCUUCGCUUCUUAGUUUAAUAUGGUUUAUUUUAUAUACAGGGUGUUUUUUUAAAAACUU